AUGAUUGCUGUUGUAUUUGAGGAUGUGGUCCGCCGCGGUCGGUUUUCGGUAGAACGUGGUUUGGAUUCUUCCGUCGGGUUGCCUCAUGAGAAGGAUGUCGAGGAAGGAGAGUUGUCCAUCUAUUUCUUCCUCUCGUGUGAAGCUGAUACCGGGCACCUGUUCGUUGAUCAUUUGGUGGAACUGAUCUACCGUGGAGGCUCUGAGUAUGACGAAUGUAUCGUCCACAUAACGUGCACUCAUUGCAAGGAGAUCAUGCCGGAAUACGAACUGGCAGCGACCAUUUUGAAACAAGAUGAAAAACCUGUACCACUGACCAAAAUUGAUGGAAUGACGCAAUCAGGCUUGGUUCACGAAUAUGAUAUCAAAUCAUUUCCACAAAUACUUAUUCGGAAUCGAAAUCGGGUUGUACAAUUUAGAGAUCAUUUUUCUACCAGAAACUUAAUCAAUACUAUGCGGCUAGAAGUCAGGCCUGCUUAUAAAGUGAUCAGCAAUUUGAAAGAACUCGAAGCUGAGCGCAAUAUUGACCAGGCAGCUCUUCUGGUUCUAACAAAUUCUUCAACUCAUCCAUUAAUUGAAUUGGUUGAUCAGACAAUACGAUUUGCGGACUCCAAUUUAUAUGCAGCUCUGUGCAGAGACAUCGAAGUCAGAAGGGAAUAUAAAGUGGAGGAUACCGAGUUUUCGGUCUUUUUGAUACACGCGAAACGGUUCUCUCACGGAUCACCCACUAUCAUAGAUGUGACCGAGGUAACCCCGUAUCCAACUAACAAUUUUCGUCUGUAUAAUGCUAGUGCUCAAAGAUUCUUUUUGGCAUUAUUCGCUGGAUGA
Molecule: messenger RNA, 825 nt
Organism: Echinostoma caproni
Lineage: Eukaryota; Metazoa; Platyhelminthes; Trematoda; Plagiorchiida; Echinostomatidae
Source: the annotation of a GenBank genome assembly